GUUUUCACUUUAUUCCUCUACUUAUACAUUUGUUUCCACAUCCAUCAAAGCAUAAAACUUCACUGAGAAACCAAUUAACAAAUUAUAUUUUUUUUACCACAAAAUAGAAAGUAAAGAUAAAAUGGAAGAUUUUUGGAACGUGAUUUGUGGCGAUGAUGAUUCAGCUUGUUCUUUACUCGGAGGAAAACCUUUCUGUUUCAAUUUGGAGGUUCUGACGAAUCCUUCUUCAUGCAUCAACCAUUUGUUGAUCAUUUUUCUUAAUCUGUUGUUGCUAAUAAUGUUGACAUUUGUUACGAUCCAAAAGUCUUUGGUGAAGUCAAUUCAAGGUCAGAAUAGAGUGGAAAGUUAUUCAAAGUUGCAGCUAGUUUCUGCAAUAACCAAUGGCUCUCUUGGUUUGUUGCAUUUGUUCUUAGGCAUUUGGAUUUUAGAGGAGAAGUUAAGGAAAAACCUCACUGUUUUUCCUCUUACUUGGUGGCCGCUAGAGUUUUUUCACGGAUUCACAUGGAUCUUAGUUGGUUUAACUAUAAAUCUUGUGCCGAAACAACUUCCAAGAACAUGGUGGCGAAUGUUUUCUAUUCUUAUAUUCUUUGUUUCUGGUAUUUUCUGUGCAUUGUCAUUAUCUUAUGCAUUUAGUAGCAAAGAAAUGUCCCUUAAGGUAGCUUUAGAUGUUCUAUCUUUUUUGGGAGUAAUUUUGCUGCUCUUUUGCACAUACAAAGUAUGUAAAGAUGAAGAUGUCGACAAGGAAAUAAAUGGAAGUCUAUAUGCUUCUUUAAAUAGCCAGAUCCAUGAUGUUGAUCCUCUUGGCCGUAUAAGUGUAACCCCAUUUUCCAAAGCCGGACUCCUUAGUCGGAUGUCAUUUUGGUGGUUGAAUCCACUAAUGAAAAAGGGUCAAAAUAAAACACUUGAGGACGAGGACAUCCCAAAGUUGCAAGAGCCGGAUAGAGCAGAAGUAUGUUAUUCGUUAUUUAUAGAACAAUCGAAUAGAAAAAAGCAGAAGGAUCCAUCAUCUCGAUCAUCGGUGUUAUGGACAAUCGUUUUGUGCCACCGGAGAGAGAUUUUGAUAUCUGGAUUUUUUGCAUUUCUCAAGGUACUCACUCUUUCUUCUUGUCCUAUAAUUUUGAAUGCCUUUAUACUGGUGGCUGAGGGUAAUCAAAGUUUCAAAUUUGAAGGUUAUUUUUUGGCCAUCUCACUUUUGUUUAUCAAGAUUUUAGAGUCCCUAUCUCAAAGGCAAUGGUAUUUUCGCUCAAGGGUUAUUGGUAUGAAAGUUAGAUCGUUACUUACUGCAUCUAUUUAUAGGAAACAACUGAAAUUAUCCAAUGCUGCUAGAUUGAUUCACUCUAGCGGUGAGAUAAUGAACUAUGUGAAUGUGGAUGCGUAUAGAAUCGGAGAAUUUCCGUUCUGGUUUCACCAGACAUGGACAACAGUCCUCCAACUAUCAAUUGCAUUAGUAAUUCUUUUUCGUGCUAUUGGAUUGGCAACAAUUGCGUCAUUGGUGGUGAUAGUUUUGACCGUGUUUUUGAAUGCUCCACUAGCAAAGUUACAACAUAAGUAUCUUAGUAAACUUCUGGUGGCCCAAGAUGAAAGGUUGAAGGCUAGUUCUGAGGCUCUGGUGAAUAUGAAAGUGCUAAAGUUAUAUGCAUGGGAAAUGCAUUUUAAAAAUUCCAUUGAAAUCCUAAGAAUUGUUGAACAAAAAUUGUUAUCUUCAGUGUUAUUACAAAAGGCAUACAGCCUUAUUCUCUUUUGGUUUUCACCUACUUUGGUCUCUGCUGCUACCUUUUUGGCUUGUUACCUCUUGAAAGUUCCUCUCCAUGCAAAUAAUGUUUUCACAUUUAUCACAACCGUGCGCCUUGUGCAAGAUCCUAUUUCAACCAUCGGAGAUGUUAUUGGAGUGAUCAUUCAAGCAAAGGUUGCUUUUUCUCGGGUUGUGAAAUUUCUCGAGGCACCUGAGCUUCAAACUACUAGUGUCAGAAAGAGCUGCUACGAUGAGAAGUUAAAGGGCUCAAUAAAAAUCAAGUCUGCAGAUUUUUCAUGGGAAUAUAAUAUAUUGAAGCCAACAAUACGAAAUAUUAAUUUAACGAUUAGAGCAGGGCAAAAGAUAGCUAUUUGUGGAGAAGUUGGCUCAGGAAAAUCAACUUUAUUAGCAGCAAUUCUCGGAGAAGUACCGAAUACUAAGGGAAAAAUUGAAGUUUAUGGAAAGUUUGCUUAUGUUUCUCAAACAGCUUGGAUUCAAACUGGAACAAUACAGGAAAAUGUUCUGUUUGGAUCACCUUUGGAUACUCAAAGGUAUGAAGAAUCACUUCAUAGGUCUUCACUGAUGAAGGACCUUGAGUUGUUUCCGUAUGGUGAUCUAACCGAGAUAGGAGAGAGAGGUGUUAAUCUAAGUGGGGGUCAAAAGCAGCGAAUUCAACUUGCUCGAGCUCUUUAUCAGAAUUCUGAUGUAUAUCUCUUGGAUGAUCCUUUCAGUGCUGUUGAUGCGCACACUGCAAAAAAAUUGUUUAAUGAAUACAUAUUGGAAGGACUCGCCGGAAAGACAGUCCUUUUUGUUACUCAUCAAGUUGACUUUCUCCCAUCAUUUGAUUCCAUUUUGUUGAUGUCAGAUGGGAAAAUCCAACAAGCUUCUACGUAUCAUGAUCUACUAACCUUUAGCCAAGAAUUUAAGGAUCUUGUUAAUGCACACAAAAAGAUUGGCAACCCUAAUCAUCUUUUAGAUCUUACUUCAACACCAAUACAUUCAAAGUCUAGUCGAGAGAUGAAACAAUAUUCCAUAGAGAACUCGUCUAAUGCUAAAAAUGGUGAUCAAUUAAUUGAGCAAGAAGAGAGAGAAAAAGGAGACACAGGAUUGAAGCCUUACUUACAGUAUCUGAAUCAGAAAAGCGGAUACAUAUACUACUUUGUCGGUUCUCUUUCUUAUGUGAUAUUUGUGAUCUGCCAGAUAUCGCAAAACUCAUGGAUGGCCGCUAAUGUUGACAAUCCUCAAGUCAGCACAUUGCAAUUGAUUACAGUUUACUUGUUGAUUGGAGUUAGUUCUAUGGUUUUCAUUAUAAUCAGAGCUCUACUUGCAGCUGCUUUGGGAAUUCAAUCAUCGAAGGUUUUAUUUGGACAAUUAAUAAAUUCUCUUUUUCAUGCACCAAUGUCUUUCUAUGACACCACACCAUUGGGAAGGAUACUUAGUAGGGUAUCAUUAGAUCUGAGCAUUGUGGAUCUUGAUAUCUCUUUUAACCUCACAUAUUGUAUAUCAUCCAAUAUAACUUACUAUUCAGGUCUAAUAGUUUUAACAUCGGUCGCUUGGCAAGUCUUGUUUGUGUGUAUACCAAUGGCUUAUGUUAUUAUUCGUUUACAGAAACACUACUAUGCAUGUGCAAAAGAACUUAUGCGGAUGAAUGGCACAACAAAAUCGUCCGUUGCUAAUCAUGUAGCUGAAACUGUUGCUGGAGCUAUGACAAUAAGAGCUUUUGAGGAAGAAGAUCGGUUUUUCAACAAGAAUCUUGAUUUAAUUGAUGUCAAUGCUACUGCUUUCUUCCAUAGUUUUGCCUCAAAUGAAUGGCUGAUCCAACGGGUAGAAACAGCGUACGCCGUUGUUCUUGCCUCUGCAGCACUAUCCAUCGCUAUGCUUCCAUUAGGGACUUUAUCAUCUGGUUUUAUUGGUAUGGCCCUUUCUUAUGGCCUUGCAUUAAACAGUGCCUUAGUAUAUAGCACUCAAUACCGAUGCAUUCUAGAAAAUUAUAUAGUAUCAGUAGAAAGGAUAAAUCAAUACUCUCAUAUACCAAGUGAGGCCCAAGAAGUGAGUGAAGGAAAUCAUCCUCCAAUCAAUUGGCCAGAUGUCGGAAAAGUUGAAAUAAAAGACUUGAAGAUACAAUACAGGCCUAAUGCACCACUUGUACUACAUGGUAUCAAUUGCACCUUUGAAGGAGGGCACAAGAUUGGUAUUGUCGGUAGAACUGGCAGCGGAAAAUCAACUCUGAUUGGUGCUUUGUUUCGUCUUGUGGAGCCGACGGGAGGCAAAAUUAUAGUCGAUGGAAUAGACAUAUCAUCUAUUGGCCUUCAUGACUUGAGGUCAAGUUUUGGUAUUAUACCUCAGGAUCCUACCCUUUUCAUCGGGACAGUUAGAUAUAACUUGGAUCCUUUAUCUCAACAUUCUGAUCAAGAAAUAUGGGAGGUUCUUCGAAAGUGUCAGUUACGAGAGUCUGUCAAAGAUAAAGGUGGAUUAGAUUCCUCAGUCGUCGAAGAUGGAUCGAACUGGAGCAUUGGACAAAGGCAACUAUUCUGUUUAGGGCGCGCUCUUUUGAGGAGAAGUAGGAUAUUGGUGCUAGAUGAAGCAACUGCAUCAAUUGAUAAUGCGACCGAUUUAAUUCUUCAAAAUACCAUUAGAAAAGAGUUUGCAGAUUGUACAGUGAUAACAGUAGCGCACAGGAUACCAACUGUGAUGGAUUGCAAUAUGGUUCUUUCCAUAAGUGAUGGAAAGUUGGCUGAGUAUGAUGAACCAAUGAAGUUAAUGAAGAAGGAAACAUCGUUGUUUGGACAACUUGUAAAGGAAUAUUGGUCUCAUUUUCAGUAGGGAAGACUGAUUUUUUUUCUUUUUUGGUCAGGUAUCCUAGUGGCUAGAAUUCACCUUAUAAGGUGAAUAAGUGGGGUGUCCGGGGUUCGAACUCCGGCCCCUGCAUAUAAUAAUGCAUUGUCCUACCAACUGAGCUAUGCUCACGGGACAGGGAAGACUGAUUUUAGUACCAACAUACUUGUUAUCUUUUAUAUAUCAUGAUCUAUACUUUUUGAAUCAAAUCAAAGUAUAAUAAUGCUAUACAUUUCUCGUU
This is a messenger RNA of Medicago truncatula (barrel medic), 4808 nucleotides long. Its product is annotated as ABC transporter C family member 10. NCBI's taxonomy places the organism in Eukaryota, Viridiplantae, Streptophyta, Magnoliopsida, Fabales, Fabaceae. Gene Ontology annotation, molecular function: ABC-type transporter activity; ATP binding; ATP hydrolysis activity. Gene Ontology annotation, biological process: transmembrane transport. The transcript is spliced from 12 exons. Gene Ontology annotation, cellular component: membrane. The coding region runs from base 122 to 4555 and encodes 1477 amino acids. The record is from RefSeq and is a predicted model, not a curated record.